Molecule: messenger RNA, 5323 nt
Organism: Orbicella faveolata
Lineage: Eukaryota; Metazoa; Cnidaria; Anthozoa; Scleractinia; Merulinidae
Product: cubilin-like
Source: RefSeq, a predicted model, not a curated record
CACCCCACUGGACGGGAUAGGUGUAUAAAUGGUGUAACGCUGGGAGUAGCUCUGCGAUAUACCACUGGUAUAUCGCAGAGCUAACCCUAGCGUUACACCAUUUAUACACCUACAAUAGGUGGGGAGAGGCACUGUGACAGUAAAGAAUCUGCAAGAACACAUUGCAACGACUCCCUGGCUAGGGCUCGAAACUGGACCGCUCGAUUCGGAAUCAAGCGUGCCACCCAUUAGGAGUCACCAUUAGGAGUCCUUCUGGCCGGUAGUGUUUUCAAGAUCCUACCGGCCAGAGGGACAAGAUAAACAGAAAACUGAAAAUAUUACUGUAGAGUGAUUCUAGUAUAGUGUAAGACUAAAGAGCAAUGUAUCAAACUAUUCUGCAAAUAAAACAGUCAGUAUACACAAGCUGUCCCUCUGGCCGGUAGUAUUUUCAAGUUUCUACCGGCCGGCCAGAGGGACAAGGCAAACGAAGUUUGAAUUCGGGGAUCUACCGAAUCAAAAGCUCAGUAAAAAUUCGUUCUCAAGGAAAGACGUACUUAAAAACCCUUGUGCCAAAGUCAAAGACGUCUACAGUGUUGAGCGUACAAAUUUACGGUUUACGAACUAGACGGGAAGAGACCUAAAGGAAUACACAGCAUUCACUACUUUACUCUCGGUUUUUACCCUCUACACAUUAUUCUUAACAUGUCAGGUAAAUAAAUAAAAACGUACUUGUCUUGUUGAUCAACACAGUUUUACCACUGUCAAUUCGCAAACUGAUUAACAUCAGUUAUGUGACUGGUAUAGUCCGCCAUAUUGAAAUCGCCGACAAUUUCCGAAAGCUGCUCUACUCGGAAACUCGCUCCUUGAACUCCUCGGUUGUCUUUCUGGACACAACCGUGUCAAUCAAUAAUUCUCUUUUCCUCAUAGUGGAUUGCGCGCUGUUCGGACAAGUGUGGACGUUGUUCUUGCAAAGUUGAUGUUGUACGUUCAAACUUGAUGCUGUUCGUACAAAGUUGACAUUCGUUCAAAGUGUGAACAUUACUCGUACAAAGUAAUCGACAUUCUUUGCCCAAAGUUGACGCGACGUUGUUUUUGGAAAGUGUGGUCGUUGUUUUCACAAACUUGACCUUCUUUGCACAAAGUUUUGUACAAAGAAAGAAGAAAAUUGGCAAGUUAAUCUUGAUAUAAAAACUGCUUAAUAUUUUGUAGCUUACGAGAAUCGACAACAAAUGAUAUCGGAAAAAAAACCUGUUUAGGAAAAUAUUAACACCCGAACGGAGUAUGAGCCAGUAUAACACACUUUUAAGGCUAAAUAUGCUGAGUAAGCGUCACAGAAAAUCUCGAGACAUUUAGCCUGCAGGACAGGCGGAUUAGCUGGGCAGUGAGCGAGACGCGAUACACGAGCGCGGAGCGCGAGACGAAAAAAAUCUGCCCCGCUAAUCCGCCUGUUCUGCAGGACACGAGACAUUCGACAUUUCACAUGAUGGACCAACCUCGUUCCCAGGGUCUCUCAUCUUAUCGCCCCUUGGAGCUCCAGGGGGCGGUAAGAUGAGAGACCCUGGGAACGAGGUUGAUGAUGGACAUGCCAAAACGUACGGUAGCCUGCGAACACUGACGUAUUUCCGGCUGUCGCUCACUCGCUUGUUAUUUUAGCGGAGACAAGCGACAGCCGGAAAAACGUCUGCAAGAGACCAAACGAGACCGGAACAAACGUUUUCUCCCUUUUUUUUUUUCACAGACGACGAGGAAUAUCUCUAUCUUCAGGUAACAAAAAAAGAAGAAGGCCUGAUCGUAGGCUAUUUUAAUUAAGAAGUUAGCCCUCGACAGACGUUGUUGAGCCCAGUGAGAAGCCAUUAAUAAUACAUUAAGCCCUGGCAAUGCACGUCAAAGACUCGUCCUUUGGUUUGUGUAAGCUCCUUUUACUGCUGGUCGGACUCGAUGUCCUCGUCGCUAAGAAGAUUCAAGACUCACAAGGCUGCGUUGCAAACGAUCAAUCGACAAUUACCAUAACAGGUAGUAAUGGUACGAUUCCAAAAACGCCUGGAUGGCUUCCGCUCAAUGCUACAUGUCAGUGGAACAUCACGGCCCCUGUAAACAAGGUGCUCAGAAUUUACAUCACGGCCUCAUUUCAGAAGCCCUGUAGCGACAAACAUCUAAGGAUCCACGAUGGACCUAGUGACGCAAGCGACAUAAUGGCUGAAUACAAUUGUAACAGCACCCUGGUUAAUGGAACUUCUUUUUUCUCAAGCGGCCGUAGCUUGUGGUUGGAGGCGAAGACUGGAGUAACUGAGAAUGCCACUGCCAUGCGUGUGUCGUAUGAAGCGCAGGAAAAGCAAGCUAAAUCAGUAUUGUUAAGGGGUAUUAGUCGGCCUUCUUUAAGCCGUUGAAAAGAGCUGAAAUGCUCUUAUAACGUUAAACUGGAAAUUAAAAUCUCAUAGUAGAAGGUAAAAGUACAAUUCAAAGAGACUUCUAUUCUCUAGCCGAGUGCAACUUCAGUCUUUGAAAAAAGGUAACUUCCACCUUGUUAUCCUAUUGGCGAUAACAAAACGUUAUAUACCUAUUUUUCAUUCUAUGUCUUGAAAUUAAUAAUUUCGGAUAUUUUUUCCUCGUGAAACUGAUGUGUUUUCGAUGUCACCCAGUCAUACAAUUGUUGUACCGAGCCCCCCGCCCUCUUGGUUACGACUCGAGUUUUCAAUGUCUGAUAAUUGCUCAAUGUUCACUUUCAGAAUGUUCUAAAAACAAGACCUUAGUUGCUCCUCAGUCGCCAACAGAGUACAACUUUUCCAGUCCGUAUUACCCUUAUGGUUAUCACAGAAACAAGACUUGUGGAUGGUACAUCACGGCAUCCGAGAAUCACGUUCUUAAGCUUCAUUUUUUGCCACAGUUAAACAAUUGGAAUACUUUAAAACACAACGUGCAGAUUUAUGACGUGGGGGACUCGGAUCUUACCGCCAUCAGCCUGCAGUCCUGGAAAAUAUAUUCCAAGUUUCGUUCUGUCUACGUUGUUUUCAAGAGCGAUGAAAAGGUGGAUGGAGGUGUGGAGCAGGGAAUAUUUGUCAAUUAUUCGGCUAUCAAGACAGUACGUGAUUGUUCCUUGGCCAACUCUGAUGACGAGAACUUGAAUAUCGAGCUUCGAAAUGCCUCGGGAGUGGUCAAAAGCCCCUGGUAUCCACAAAGUUCUCAUUACGAGUUAGCAAACAAAUGUCAUUGGAAGAUAAUUGCACCAAAAGGGAAAGUUGUGAAAAUAGAAUUCUUGUCUUUCCGAGUAUACUAUAUCUAUGUAGAAAUCGCAGAUAGAAUAAACGGAUUGUAUCCUCGUAUCGUGAAAUUCUCUGGGGAACUACCAUCGUUCAAUUUCUACUCGACGGGACACGAGCUCAGCAUAAUGGUUAAAGGAUAUAGAAGCAACCUCGGUGCAGGAUUCAUUGCAAACUACUCAUCGAUUCCUGCAGUUUCAUCAGGAACUUGCAACCUAAACAAGAGCUCCACGGUGUAUCUGACAGGUGAAGGAAGAACCUUUUCAACUCCUGGAUAUCCACUAAACCCGGGCAAAGGAACCUGUGGCUGGAACAUCACUGUACCUCCUGGGGAAUUUGUAAAAGUCACAUUUUGGGAAAUGGUCGGAUACCGUCUUCAAAACUACGCCACAGUCUAUGAUGUGUCAAACUACACUUGGCGCAAAUUGGGAACAUACGCUCGAGACUACAGCGAGAAUGAAUUCUAUUCAAUAGGAAACAGUGUGUUUGUAGAGUUUACAUCGCUGUAUCUAGUGUAUCCAGGAGGCUUCUUGGCAUCUUAUGAGGCUCUUAAAGCGGUGCCCGCGAGAUACUCUUGUUCUAAGCCCAGUCCGUACUGGUGGUCUAAAAACGUGGUCACUCUACAUCGCCCUCAAGGUGAAUUUGCAAGUUUUGGGUAUCCUCUCCCUUACCCAAAUGACGUAGAGUGCUCAUGGAAAAUUGAAGCACCCGCUGGAUAUGUCAUCCAAUUGACCUUUCAUUCUUUUCAUUUGGAACAGUCCAAAUAUGCAGAUUGUCUGUGGAAUGAUGCUGUUGGGAUUUUAGACCACGACGCAAUAUUUGCAAGGAAAAUUGGAACUUUCUGUGGUUCUUCGCUUCCUCCGAUUAUUCAAUCAAAUUAUUCAAGUGUGUACGUGAACUUUCAAACUGACAGCACAGGCCGAUACCCAGGAUUCCAUGCAAGCUACAAAACACUUCCUGACCCUUCCAUGGGACCGUGCAAAGAUCCAUGGCGCGACAACGUUAUUUCCAUGAAUGGAGAAACAGGGAGACUCUUCUCGCCACAAUAUCCACGCAACUUUGCUGGCAGCAUUCAAUGCACCUGGGUAAUAACAGCCCCCAAGGGAAAGUUUGUAAAGUUAAGUAUAAAGACCUUGCAGUUGGGGCCUGAUUGUCAUUCCUCCGCUCUUUACAUUCGGGAUGGCCAGAAUUCAUCCAGUGAUUUGCUUAACAAGUACUGCAAAGUUGAAGGAUUUCAGUCCCUCCUGCCUUCCGUGUUUUCCGGCGAUCGCUAUCUUAGGGUUCAGUUCCAGUCUUGGAAACAUUAUCGUUCUUAUGUAUCAAAGUUUGACGCUGUUUUUGAAGUGGUAAAACAAGUACCAGCUCCCUAUUCUUGUACUGAGAAAAACCAGGUUACGCAUUUGAAGUCGACAUCUGGCAGCCUGGCAAGUUACAACUACCCUCUACCUUAUGAUGAGCCUGCUGAGUGUACUUGGGAAUUCAAUAUGGAUUCUGAUUACAAAAUAAAGUUGUGGUUCGAUUUCUUUAAUGUGUCCUGCAAAUACGAUUAUGUUCGAUUGCUCAAUAAAGAUUAUUGCGGAUCAGAGAAGCCUUCCCCCGUUCUUUUAACCACCAGCGAUACAGUUUCCUUCACGUCCUAUGGGUUUGAUGAGUAUCCGGGCUUCAAGGCAAGCUACGAAGCAGAGAGAGCCUCAAGUCUCAGUCCCCUGAAGAUUGUGGGCAUUUCAUUUGGCGUCCUUUCAGCAUUGUGUGUGGUUAUAUUUAUCGGCUACAAGUGCUGGAGGAAAAAGAAUCGUAUUCCACACAGUGCUGUUGUGCACAGCGUGGCAAACGAUGUGCAAACUGAGCAGGAACAAGACACCACUCUUUAGCUUGACAGGCUCAACGUCAAACGAAUCUAAUUUGACAUCUUGCUUGGUCACGUGGCUCUCUCAUUGUAAACUGACUGACAGACGUCAAUUAACAAGAAAUGGAGAGUGACUAGCUGAUGAAAUUAGCACGAUUAAUCGUCACAUGUUAUCGAGCUUUUUCAAAAGUUAAAUAAAUGAUAAUAAUGAUGAUGAUACCGAUGCCGAUGCCGAUGACGA